Messenger RNA from Gymnodraco acuticeps, 7270 nucleotides. It is a transcript of the gene cemip2, whose product is annotated as cell migration inducing hyaluronidase 2. Lineage: Eukaryota; Metazoa; Chordata; Actinopteri; Perciformes; Bathydraconidae. The record is from RefSeq and is a predicted model, not a curated record. The coding region runs from base 332 to 4501 and encodes 1389 amino acids. The transcript has 24 exons.
UUCUCUCGGUGGGACAGAGGGGCUGAGCGACGGACGGACGACAGCCCAUCAGCAGAAAAAACACCAUGUGAAGAGACGCUAUAAAGAAAGGGACAAGGAAAGAAGACUUGAGAACUUAUUUGUCUCUCCACCACCGGGUCAGCGUUUCCAAAGGCUCGGCAGAGAGCGAAUGGAUAGAGCGGGAGAGGAGCAGUCUUACCCACGGUACGUCCCGGACAUUGUGUCUGUCUGUCAACGCUGGGGGUGGAGGAGGACUCACCGGGGAACACUUUAAAUAGAGCCCUGAUCCACAUCGUCCUCUUCCUCUCCUCAGGUAGCAGACACGGAUACCAUGCCGACGAGCGAUGGCCCCAGCCGCUUCCCGGUCUUUGUGGCCCCGCCCAAUGGAAACCACCCGAGGCCCCCGGGUUAUGUCCCCGGUCGGGUGGCUCCAGUGCGCUCGCCACAUCCUGCCAAAGCUCCCCCACCUCCACCGAUGAAACCUCUCGGCCCCCCGCCAGAGCGACGAGCCACGUUCAACCUGUCAGAGGAGAACCAGCGCAGGGAGCGUGACCAGAACCUCCAGAAGAAAAAAAACAGCUUAAUCUGCUUCGGAGUGUCCAUCGGGGCUUUCUUCCUCACCCUCAUCCUUGUUCUCAGUCUCUCAAGUGGAGACAUUUUAGAUGAAAACUGUCCGGACCACGACCUGUCCCUCAGCAGCUGGAGCCCAGGCCACCAACCAGAGAAGGCUGUUAUCGUCAGGAGUGGACAUCUGUUUAGGCUGGAGUCUUCUGCCACCUUCCAUUCUAUAACCAUCCAGUCAGGAGGUAAGGUCGUUUUUGCAGACAACGCUGACGGCUCCAAAAACAUCACCCUGAGGACCCGCCACAUCCUCAUAGAAGACGGUGGAGCCCUUCACAUCGGGGCUCCCAAAUGUCGCUACCGUUCCAACGCCACAGUUGCCCUGGUGGGUCGCUCCGACGACAAGGCGGUCGCUGCAGUGCCCGGCAUGGGCCGCAAGUUCAUAGGUGUGAUGGGCGGUGGGACUCUGGAGCUUCACGGUGCUGAGAGGGUGUCCUGGUCACUGCUGACCCGAAGUGUCCCGGCCUCCGGUCUGAACACGGGGGGUUACUCCUUCCUGCGAAACUUCAGCAGAGGCAUCAACCUGCGCGUGGUGGACCAGGACACGGCUGCUGUGCUGCUGUGCGAACGCUACGACACGCACGACUCCCGAAAUGACAGCCGGCGGCUCACCCAGCUGCUGCGGACCCUCCCCGAGGGCCGCAUCGUCACGCUGGCUGUGGGAGACUCGGCUGUCAAAAGUCUUCUGGACGAAACUAAGAAGGCCAUUGAAGAAAAGCUCGGCAGCAGCUUCGUCUAUGAUCUCAAAUACAGGCAGGCGUGGGCUCUGGUCUCGGUGGUGGGUGGAGGAAACGCUUCAUGCGCAGAGGACGUCAAGGAACAUGAAAACCACAACACAGGAGGAAGAGCUCUGGCAAGGCGCAACUUCACCACCGUCGAUGGAGUUGACUUCUCCGUCACCGCCUACAGCGAGUGGAAGACCGGCUUCCCCAUCACAGGCUUCCAGGUGGAUGCUAUGGACCAGGUGCUGCUGAACCUGCAGGAUGAAGUGCAGCAGACCUGGCAACCCGGGGAUCAGAUUGUAGUUGCCAGCACAGACUACUCCAUGCAUCAGGCGGAAGAGUUUACCUUGUUGCCCUGCUCCCACUGCAGCAGCAGGCAGGUCAGGAUACAAGGGAAGCCUCUGUACAACCACGUUGGAGAGAUCUUAGACGGGGUGGACAUGCGAGCCGAAGUGGGUUUGCUCUCCAGAAACAUUCUCAUCUACGGGGAAAUGGAAAACUCGUGCUACGGAAACAACGCGUGCCAGUUCUUCAGCCACGACACCUACGGAGGCCAUAUAAAGAUCUUGGGUAACUUCUCAUCCGUGCAUCUGUCCCACGUGGAGCUGAAGAACAUGGGCCAGCAGGGCGAGAUAGGCAGCUACCCGCUCCACUUCCACAUGUGCGGGGAUGUGGACCAGAGGGGGGGCUACCGGGAGCCCACCUACGUCGACGGACUCUCCAUACAUCACUCCUUCUCCCGCUGCGUCACCAUCCACGCCACCAACGGUCUGCUGGUGAAGGACACUGUGGGCUAUGACACCCUGGGUCACUGUUUCUUCCUGGAGGAUGGGAUCGAGCAGCGUAACACCUUCUUCCACAACCUGGGCCUGCUGACCCGCCCCGGGACUCUACUGCCCACCGACCGCAACGAGACCAUGUGCACCAGCAUCAAGGACAAAGUCUACAAGGGCUACACCCCCUCACCCAGCACAGAGUGCAAGGCAGUUUCCACAUUCUGGAUCGCCAACCCCAACAACAAUCUCAUCAGCAACGCAGCUGCUGGUUCUCAGGAUGCUGGCAUAUGGUUCGUGUUCCACAGCUCUUCCACCGGAGACUCUCAUGGGCUGGUACCAGAGACCAAGGCAGAGCUCACACCCCUGGGGAUUUUUUACAACAACCGCGUACACUCCAACUUUAAGGCAGGGCUGUUCAUCGAUAAAGGAGUGAAGACCAGCAAUGCCAGCGCUGCGGACCCCCGGGAAUACCUGUGUCUAGAUAACAGUGCCAGAUUCCGACCGCACCAGGAUGCUGACCCUAACCGCCCCCGGGUUGCAGCAGUGAUUGACACUCUGAUCUCCUACAAGAACAACGAUUUAGGAGCGUGGAUACGGGGAGGGGACAUCGUCAUCCAGGACUCUGGAUUUGCAGACAAUGGAGUGGGAUUGGCUUUUGCCAGUGAUGGCAGCUACCCUAAGGAUGAAGGCUCCAGCCAGGAAGUGACACGGUCCUUGUUUGUGGGUGAAAGUCGAAACAGAGGAACCAACGGAGGACAGAAUAAAUACUGGGGCUUAGGAGGGGUUGAUGCAAAGAUGAGGACACUGCCUAGAAACAGGACAUUCCCAAUCCGAGGUUUCCAGAUCUACGAUGGUCCGGUGCGACUUACCCACAGUACAUUUCGUGGAUACAUCCCCACACCGGAGCGUUAUACCAGCGCAGUGGGAUUCAACCUGAAGAACACCUGGCAGCUCACCCCACGAAACAAUCUGUCCCAGCUCAGCUUCCACCCCACUGUGGGUCUGCAGACGUUCUUCGGCCGCCCGGGGCAGUGGUUUGAAGAGAACGACCUGGACGGGGACAAAAACUCCAUCUUUCACGACGUGGACGGCUCCGUGACGGGCUACACCGACACCUACGCCGGCCGAGCAGACAAUUACCUGAUCCAACAUCCUGGCUGUGUGAACGUGCCUCAGUGGAGCGGAGUGAUCUGCAGCGGACGCUACUCUCAGGUGUACAUCCAGACCCAGGGAUCCCCUAACCUGAUCCUAUCCAUCAGCAGAGAUGAAUACCCAGCUGCCCCUCUGGUUCUGAGGGGGAUCAACAGCCAGGGGGCGCUGUCUCAGCAGUACCAGCCCAUCCUGAUGAUGAGCAAGAGCUACAGCCUGCACUGGAGCGGACCUGCACCCAGAGAGGUGGUGCUGUCGCUCAUCAACUUCGACAAAGAUGACUGGGCGUUGGUGGGACUCUGUUACCCAUCAGACACCACGUUUCAGAUUAUGGCCGACAUCAACGACAGGCAGAGCAACACCUUCGAUGACCUCACAGACUACGGCACCGUGUCAUCCUUAGCAGAGCUGGAGAGCAGGCCGAUGGAGAGGAAGUACUACUUUGACCGAACUGUUGGCUUGUUGUGGUUCUUCCUUCGGGCUCGGCACGGUCGUGAAGGUCACAGCUACUGUUCAUCAAAAGGCUGCGAAAGAGUGAAGGUCAUGGCCACCACGUCCUCCAAACAGACCUGUAACUGCACAGCCAAAGCCUACCCCAAGUACUCCAAGACCCCCUCAGUAGUGGUGCCUAUGCCGUCUCUCAAUACACAACCCUGUAAAGGCUGCGGUGCUAAAAAGCUUGUGUUUUCCAGUGAGCCAUGGACCUUCUACCUCCAGACACAAGUCAAGUCUCUCAGCAGCAAAGAGCAGCAGAAAGGAGAUAACAGCUCCUAUAUCACUGUGAAUGAGGUCACGAUGCCCUUCUCUCAGCCUGGAUAUUUCCUGGUCUCAGUGGACGCCUGCUCGGGGAAAGUCACCAAGAAAACCUCAUUUGCAAAGAUGGACGCCAAGAUGGAACAGUACCUAAAAACUGGAAUACCAAAGAGGUCUAUCGUACUUAUGGCGACACGAGGUCAACCAGAAGGCCUCGUUAGUGUGGCACCACAUCUGGUCUCCUUUGGAAUGGCCAAAGCUGCUGAUCUGCACAGUAAAGAGAGUCUGGCUCUUUGGGGGUUCCAGGGGGGUUCUCCGCCCCCUCCGUGGGUCUGGCUGCAGGCCGGGCAGGGCGACGAGGUCCUGGGUCUGCAGGAGAGAUACCUGCCUCUGGGUCUGGAGGCUCACGGCUGCACCCCCCCUGCGGCUCAAACACGCAAAGACCUGGAGCUUCUCAAAAAAGCCACGGGACAACAAUGACCAAUGUGAACUACACAACUUAACUACCCAGAACUUGCACACAGAUACACACACAACCAGCUGAUGAAUGUGAACUGCUGAACCUUUAAUUUAUUUAACAAUGGCAAAUAUGUUUACUGAUUCCAUGUGGAGAGAAGGUAUUUUAUAAUGACUGGGUGAGUAUUUUUGUGAUUUUGUGUGUGUGUUUGUAUGUAUGCCUUGGGGCCGUUGAGUCAAUGCACUUUUCCUUUUAAAGACACAACUUGCCUUAUCAGCCAAAGUGAUCACAUGGAGCUUUAUAAUAACUCAGCUGUUUAUGUUGGAACAGAAAAGAAAAGAAACCCAAAGCAACCUUUAACAUUUACAAACCGAUCCAAUUAUUUAUAAUGCACUAAAUGAAUAUCGAGUAAAUUGGAUUUAAUCUAAAAACAGAACACAAUGCAUUAGAUCAGGGGUGUCAAACUCAUUUUCAUCUCGGGCCACAUUCGCAUUAUGGUUGCACUCAAAGGGCCGGUUGUAACUUUAAGACUAUAUAAAACUACAUAUAUAAAUAUUUAAUAUAUAUAAAAUAAUGUAUUAUAUUACAUGAUUGCCUCUGCAUUGGAUUAUUAUCAGAUAGGGUAAUAACUUCAUAAUUAACUCGGUCUGAAAGCAGAAGUCUGGGGCAAAUAAUUGCAAAUCUCUUCAGUGAGAACGUCACAAAAUGAUUUAAAAAGAAAAGCAAAAUAAAAAGUGACAUUUUGAAAAAAAAGUCAAAUCUGAGAAAAAAGUCAAAUUUGAGAUGCAUUGUGGGACAUGUAGUUUAUGGGCAACGUGCUUCUGUAAAUCGCCAUGUAACCGUAUAACAAACAUAAUAUAUUCUUUGCACGCUCUUGUGGGGCCACAGAAAAUGAAGUCGCGGGCCGGAUUUGGCCCCCGGGCCUUGAGUUUGACACCCCUGCAUUAGAUACACACAAGCCAGGAGGAAGUUAUGAAAAUAAAUGGCAUUGUCCCUGAAAUGAGACCGUGUUCGAUUGGAACAGAAAAUUAAACAAGAUGGAUGAGAGGAGCUCAGGUCAAAGGGAAGUAAUGAAAGAACACGCCAUUGGGAAUCAAGCAUCAAUAUUAAGCCAAAAAUGAACAUGUUAGACACCUAGAUUCUUUAAAACUUAGUCAAAACAAGCCAUAUUGAUGACUAGAUUGUUAAUGCGUAUAUAGACAUUUGACUUAUAUAGACUUGACAUACACAAAUGUUAUUAACCCUUAGAUGAGGUGGUUUUCUUGAAGUAUCUUUGUAAUUACAUUUUAAGAAAUUGUAGUUUUUGUAUUUCUACCCCAAGCUUCCAUAAGUGGGUCAAAAAUGACCAGCGUGCAUUUUCUAUGGCAUCCUAUGGGAACCUUUGAUUAUUAUCACCUGUUGCUGUCAGGAAUAGGUUAGGUGGGGGGUAUAGGACUAUCAAACUUGAUCAACCGGCAUGGAUUGAUGGGGGGUGGGCUAUGAGUAGACAAGAGGAGAAGAGAUGAGUUUUGAAAAGGGACUGGAAUACUGUGAGGGUCUGAGAAUAGCGGAGAUCUUUGCAUCGAUAUGUUCAAAAUGUCAAAAAAAAUCUAAAAUUCUAAAUAGUGAAAAAUUAAAUAUUAAAUAUUUCUAGUGUGAACCAAAAUAUAAUACUAAAUAUUAUAAAAGUGAUUUUUCUUAACCAAAAUGACAAAAAUGGCAUAAAAACACAUAUUAUGAGUCCUUUUUGACCCACUUAUGGAAGAGUGUAGGGUCCAGUCACUCGUGCAUCUAAGGGUUAAUAGAUAGGUAUUAUAAUGUACGCCAUUGCUGUCUUUCCACUUAUCCUCACACACGUCGUUUGAGUUGAUUUCUGAACUGAAUCUUUAACUGGAAAACCUCCUGAUCAUCGUGCAGCUGUACAACUGAAGACUUUAAGCACCUUUUUUUAACGGAUUCCUACGUGGACUUACUGGAACUUUGAUCUCAUACUUUUAUUUAUCUCUUCACAGCGAUGGUGUCUCAAGUGCUGGCCACAUGUGCAGCACAAAUACACCUAUAUAUACAUUCUUUUAAUGUUGUUGUUUUUCAAACGGAAUUGAAUGUUUUACCUUUUAAUCUGCCUCAUACAUGAUCUCUUUUAUGUGCAUUAUUGCCAAUGAUGUGUUUAGUUAUAUUACAGGGUGACGGUUGGCAUCCUGACUGUACAGUAGUGAGCGACACAAUGCAUACAGAUCAUUUACCAGCUGUACAGUAAAAGGCUUUAAGUCGAGGCCUACAGUAUGUCAUCUUUAAAGGGUGUACGGAUGUGAGCAGGGCUCCCCCACUGAGCAAUGGUGUGUGUGUGUGUGUGUGUGUGUGUGUGUGUGUGUGUGUGUGUGUGUGUGUGUGUGUGUGUGUGUGUGUGUGUGUGUGUGUGUGUGUGUGUGUGUGUGUGUGUGUGUGUGUGUGUGUGUGUGUGUGUGUGUGUGUGUGACUGAUCAUGUGAGACAGAGAGAUUCUCUGGAUGACAAUGACCUUGCCUUUUAACCACUCUACUGUUAAAGAGAGCAAUAGAAAGAGAGAGAAAACGUUUCCAGCCUUUUGUUCAACUGUUGCUUUGAAGAUGCACAACCAGAGAGUUCUUAUUGUUUCUUUCUUUGUAAAUAUGGUGUUUAAUGUUGUAACUAAAACUGUAAUAGAAAUGUCCAACAGGUUGUCAAUAGUGUUUAUUUUCUUUGUGUUUGUCAUUUGAAAUAUGUAAGCUGUUUCUUUCAACGUGGAAACUCAGCAUUUGUUAUGAAACUGCCAAUUAAAUAAACUUUGUGAUAAAA